AUGGACAUCAAGGAAUAUUUCACCAGGAUUUCUUACCAGGGCUCCUAUGAUAAGCCAGACCUGGCUACUUUGACUGAUAUAUUCCAGCACCACAUCCGAACAGUCCCUUUUGAAAACCUCAGCAUCCACUGCGGGGAAAGCAUUGAGCUGAACCUGGAAGCGACUUACAACAAAAUAGUGAGGAAAAACCGUGGGGGCUGGUGCAUGGAAAACAACCACCUUUUAUCUUGGGUCCUUAAAACCCUCGGCUAUGAUGUCACCCUUCUGGGAUCAAAAGUUUAUGUCCCAGAAUAUGACGCAUAUGCAGAUGAAAUCGAUCAUCUGCUGCUAAAAGUGGUGCUUGAUGACAGAUCUUUCAUUGUGGAUGGUGGGUUUGGGAUGGCUUACCAGAUGUGGCAGCCAAUGGAACUGAUUUCGGGGACAGACCAGCCGCAGGCUCCUGGUGUCUUUCGCUUCCUGGAGAAGAGCGGGGUCUGGUACCUUGAGAAGGUGAAGAGGAAGCAGUGGGUUCCCAACCAAAGCGUCUCUGCUUCCUAUAACACAGAAGAAGAAGUUUGCCGUCGGGUUUAUCUCUUCACCCUUCAGCCACGAGACAUCGAAGAGUUCCGAGCCUGCAAUGCCCACCUGCAGACAGCGCCCGACUCGCUGUUCGUGACAAAGUCUAUCUGCAGCCUACAGACCGCCGAUGGCAUCAGGGCUCUGGUGGGGUGGAAAUUCACUGAGAUAAAGUACAGUUAUAGGGAUAAUAUGGAUCUGGUGGAAAUCAGAAUCCUCACAGAUGAAGAAAUGGAGAAAACACUGAAAGAGAAAUUCAAUAUCACACUAGGCAAGAAAUUUGUACCCAUCAACACAAGCAGGUUGUCUCUGUUUUAA
Molecule: messenger RNA, 873 nt
Organism: Nestor notabilis (Kea)
Lineage: Eukaryota; Metazoa; Chordata; Aves; Psittaciformes; Psittacidae
Product: arylamine N-acetyltransferase, pineal gland isozyme NAT-3
Exons: 1
Coding region: 1-873 (290 amino acids)
Molecular function (GO): acetyltransferase activity
Source: RefSeq, a predicted model, not a curated record